This is a messenger RNA of Tripterygium wilfordii, 999 nucleotides long. Its product is annotated as L10-interacting MYB domain-containing protein-like. The record is from RefSeq and is a predicted model, not a curated record. The coding region runs from base 1 to 999 and encodes 332 amino acids. NCBI's taxonomy places the organism in Eukaryota, Viridiplantae, Streptophyta, Magnoliopsida, Celastrales, Celastraceae. The transcript has 2 exons.
AUGAGUAAUACAACCACACCUCCUGCACCAUCAACCCAAGCUGCAGACAAGGCCAAUUGGGACUUUUCCCAAACCAAAGUGUUUGUUGAUCUUUGUGUCGAACAAGUAAAUGAAGGACGUCGACCUGGUUCACACUUCACCAAAGAAGGUUGGCAGAAGAUAGUUACUGGCUUUUUUGAGAAAACAGGGAAGCGAUAUGAUCAACCACAAUUUAAGAACAAAUGGGACAAUCUGAAGAAGGAUUACAAAUUGUGGAAGAAACUGCGUAUCCAUGACACUGGGACUGGAUGGGACAGUGUUCGUAACACUAUUCUUGCUGACAAUGACUGGUGGGAGAGAAGAAUUCAGGAAGACAAAAAGGUUGCAACAUUUCGAAUCCAGGGACCAGAAAACCUUGAGCAGUUGGAGGCAUUAUUUGAUGGACUUGUGGCCACUGGUGAAUUUGCAAUGUUUGCAGGUGCAUCUAACCAAAAAGCUGACCAAACUAAUGAAGAACUGAAAAGGACCAGCACCGGCGAAAAUGUGGAUACUAUCCAUCUCGGCUCUGCUGCUUCCAGUGAUCCAGAGUUUGACAUAAACAUUGAGCAAAGUAAUGAAGUAACUAGCUCCCCCACUCCGCCAAUUCAUCAAGUUAGGAGGAGAUCAGGAACACCAGGGAGCCGUGGGAAGAAGAAGCGUAGGUCAUCCGCGUCUGAUUAUCAAGAAGACAUUAGCAAGUCCUUGGGCAAUCUUGUGUCCGAGGUGAGCAGUCGGACAAAUGCAAUUGCCGGUACCCCUAUUUCAUAUGCAAAAGCUGAAAUUGCUGACUGUAUGAGAAUUUUGGAGGAAAUUCCAGAGACUGCCGAGAUGGGAGAUUUGCUAAUGUUUGCUCUUAAGCUGUUUCAGAACAAAGAUCAUCGUGAGUACUUCACUGCUAUGUUACGCAGGGACUGGCAGCUUGCAUGGUUGAAGAUGAUGCACGCGGAUGCAAAUGCGGGUGGGGCAGGAGGCAGCAACUGA